Molecule: messenger RNA, 2387 nt
Organism: Maylandia zebra (zebra mbuna)
Lineage: Eukaryota; Metazoa; Chordata; Actinopteri; Cichliformes; Cichlidae
Product: cyclin-Y-like protein 1
Biological process (GO): regulation of cyclin-dependent protein serine/threonine kinase activity
Molecular function (GO): protein kinase binding
Source: RefSeq, a predicted model, not a curated record
ACGGUCGCUUUGACAUCUAAAGCUUGUGUCCCGCUAGUGCGACGAGAUGAACGCCACCUCCGGCCACCGCUUUGAUACCCACUGGCCGUUCACUUUCCCCGUUUCCUCUAAAAACCCUUCCGGCUGGUGAAUUCGCCCGGUACUGUCGCUGAAAGGGCUGCAGCGGUGACACAGACUUGAGCCGCAGUGAAAAUGGAUUGAGUCACGCUGCUGGAGGAGCCAGCAGUGGAUUGAGGUGCGGAAGCUAGCGUUAGCCGGCUAGCCAUGGAGGGAGGCAGAGGAACGCCUGACUUCGUCUCAUUAGACUGUUUUCCGUAAAAUGACUUGGUAGCGGUUAUUCUCAGCCCCAAACCAUGCAGCCCACGCACGCAGUUCAUAUUAAAGUGCGCCAUCCGUGGGUUGCGCACACACCCUGAAUAUGUCAGCCGUCCUGCACAUACCGCAGAUACUUACUUGGCUGUCCUUGCAUAGAUCCCGUUCUGCUCUGAAGCGAGAUCGUUCACUUUGCAGCAAAAACACAAGGGCUGUGCUGGUCCACAACACGCACAUUUUCAAAUAAUCCGAACACUUCCAGGUUGUGAUUGAACCCGAUCUCGCCAAGGCAGAGCAAAACUAGUGUUUUAUGUAUUUUUCCUAACAACCCCUUGUAAGGUUUGGCUUAAAGAUCUUGCAGACCUUCCUGCAGCUUCAGAAUUGCCAGACUAGCAGGUGGUCCCUCCUCAAUUGUAUGGAAAGCGGUGCUGGCUGUUGCAGGACUUUUGCAGGUCAGCGAUGGGAGGUUCGGUGUCCUGCUGCAUCUCUCCUGGAGAGAGCCCCAAGAUCCACAGGAGAGAGGUGGAGCUGGAGGAGUGUCCCAUCACCACUACUGAAGAUGUGAGCGAGGACACUGGGACAUACCUGCAGCACAUCAGCGACAGGGAGCUUCCAGAUGAGCUGGCCCAAGAGGCCAACCCAUCCGACCACCCCAGAGCAAGCACUCUAUUCCUCAACAAGUCUCAGACAGAUGUCCGCGAGAAAAGGAAAAGCAACUACAUGAAUCACAUGUCCCCGGGACUCCUUUCUAAAAAGUACAGCUCGUGUUCAACCAUAUUCCUCGAUGACAGCACCGUCAGCCAGCCCAAUCUCAAGAGCACUAUUAAAUGUGUUGCACUGGCCAUAUACUACCACAUAAAAAACAGAGAUUCAAACCGCUCGCUGGAUAUAUUCGACGAGAAGAAGCACCCACUGUCGCGAGAAAAGGUUCCAGAUGACUACUCUGUGGUUGACCCGGAACACAAACUCAUCUACCGCUUCAUAAGAACGCUCUUCAGCUCUGCUCAGCUCACCGCCGAGUGCGCCAUCGUCACUCUGGUGUAUCUGGAAAGGCUGUUAACGUAUGCUGAGAUGGACAUUUGUCCUUGUAACUGGAAGCGCAUUGUUCUUGGUGCCAUCUUACUGGCCUCCAAGGUCUGGGAUGAUCAGGCUGUGUGGAAUGUCGAUUACUGCCAGAUCCUCAAAGAUAUCACCGUGGAGGACAUGAAUGAGAUGGAGCGUCACUUUUUGGAGCUGCUCCAGUUCAACAUUAAUGUCCCAGCCAGCGUCUACGCCAAGUACUACUUUGACCUGCGCUCACUGGCUGAUGACAACAACCUCAGUUUCCCUCUGGAGCCACUCAGUACCAAGCGGGCCCAAAAACUCGAGGCUAUCUCCAGGCUAUGUGAGGACAAGUAUAAGGACUUGAGUAAAUCGGCCAUGAGAAGGUCUGUCAGUGCAGACAACCUAGUUGGCAUCAAGACUGCACAGGCCGUACUCUCUUAAGUCUGUGACAGCCAUCUAUCAUUGGAGCAGACUGCAAGAUCUACAGGAUAUGAUGCCACACAUGCUGAGAGACAUUUCCAAAGUAGAUUGCAUUAAUAUCAGCAGCUGAUAAGUUUCAUUACAAAAGCUUAUGUGCUCAUUUUGGAGAGGAACAAACGAUUUACCGUAAAGUAUCACUACAAUAUAAUGAAAUCAGUCUUUAUGUGUUCAUUACAAGGAACUUUGGCUAACUGCCUUUAAAGCAUGGUGAUAUGGUGAAAAAUAUGUUGUAUUUUAAAGGUGGAUGUCUACAGCUGGAAGGAAUCAGCAUGAAAGCACUACCAGAAGCCACACAUAACCUUUUUUCCCGUCUUUUUUUUUUACAUUAUCCAGUCUUUUGGGGAGUAGGAUCUGGCUAUGGCCGUCUUCUUCCACCAAGCAAACUCCCUCUCCUAUAUUCAAAUGAUGACAGACUGUUUUGGAGCUACCCUGUGGUGUAGUUCUGCACAUGGACAAAGAGUAGACUUUAUUUUGCUUACUAUGUAGGCCCCUAUAGCUGUGAAAUGUACAAGAUUUUAUUUAAUUUAAAUAAAUUUCACUUGCUGUUUCAA